Molecule: messenger RNA, 756 nt
Organism: Penicillium atrosanguineum
Lineage: Eukaryota; Fungi; Ascomycota; Eurotiomycetes; Eurotiales; Aspergillaceae
Product: S1 family serine peptidase
Exons: 1
Coding region: 1-756 (251 amino acids)
Biological process (GO): proteolysis
Molecular function (GO): serine-type endopeptidase activity
Source: RefSeq, a predicted model, not a curated record
AUGUUGAAGUCAAUUACCUACGUAUCCUCCCUCUGCCUCUUGCUGUCCAUUGCACAGCCCAUCCAUGCCUUGGACGGAGGCACGGAGGCUCCUGCCAAUGCUGCCCCCUAUGUAGCAGCACUUUUGUCGUCCGACGACGCUUUCAACAAAUGUGCCGGCGUUCUCGUCACCCCCAAAACCAUUUUGACGACCGCAUCCUGCGUCCAAAACCAAACCAGCUCCUCCUUGAAAGCCCGGGUUGGUAGCAGCGACCGCACUACCGGUGGAACCGUCGUGAACUUCAACAAGAUCAUCCAGCAUCCCAAGUACAACACCAAGACUUGGGAUUUCGAUAUAGCGCUUCUGAGCUUGAGCGAGGCCGCGCCCGACAACGUGCCGCUCGCGACGAUCGGAAACUUCUCCGCUGCUAUUGGCUCCGGUACGACGAUGUACGGUUGGGGUUUGACCAACUACACCCAUACGGAGUUCCCUAAGAAGUUGCAGAAGUUGGACGCAGUCGGAAUCACUGACACCUGGUGCGCCGAGGAGUGGAAAGGCCUUCACUCCAUCUCCAAUCGCAUGGUUUGUGAUUGGCCGCCGGUGGAGAAGGCUACCUGGGAGGGCGACAAGGGGGGACCAGUCGUCAACACUCUCGAUGGAAGUGUUGUGGGGCUCAUCAGCUUCAGUAUUUAUGAGACUGAGAGGAAGAAGGCCCUUCCAGAUGUCCAUACCAAUCUGGAGUACUUCAACAGCUGGAUUAAAGCUCAUGCUGCCUAG